GCUACGUGGAGAACACAACUCUUUCAAAAAGUUUAACGUUAAAGUAAAUAAAACAAAUAGAUAAAAGCAUAUGUUAAAUCUACAUCGUUACUAUGGCACAAAUACUUAUAAACUAAGUAUGAUGUAAUCUAAAUUCUUGGGCACAUAACAGAAGAAACAAAAUUCAUAUAACUAAAUAUAAAAAGAUUCUUGCUUUAUGAAGACAAUCUGUAAAACUGUUACUAGAAAAACUGAUAUCUUCUUGCAGUGAUGUGAAUUGAAGAACCUUCUUAAAUAAAUAUGGAGAAUAUUUUCGAAGAAGACAGCGAUCAAGAAAAUUUUCAAAAUAUCAAUGCUCCUGAAGAAAUAAACUUCCAAGGAUUUCCGAUGAUCGAAUCAGAAAUAGGCGCUGGAGAUUGCCGCCCAGCUAUCACAGAGGUAACAGUAAUUGAAAACCAAACAGAAGAAGAGGAUCUAUCAACAAGUACCAUUCUCCUCAGGUCUAGAUGGUUCUACUACGCUCUACUUCUCGGAAUCCUCUCCUUCCUCAUCAGCUUUGAUGCAAAUUUCAUCACGGAAGAUGGACAAAUGUUCGAAGUCCCUUUUCUGGAGCAAAUGAUAAGGUGCAACGAGCGACGGUACGAGCUGAUACACAAUUUAAAUGUCAUUCAUACAGCUUUGAAGCGGUGCACGCUAGAAGACAGCAAGAAAGACGAAGCCGGAAAAAUGUUAACACUGUUGCAUUCCUUGUAUGAAAAGCAUAUCUUGGAUUUAGAAGAUUUUACUAGAAAGAUACCGAAGAGUUGCAAAAAUAUCGGGAAGAAGAAUGUGCCCUCUUAGCACAAUAUAUCCUUCAUUUUUUUCAGAAGAAUUUGCUGUCCUUUUAACGGUGUAUGCAAUUUGUCCAGAUUUGAUAAAUACGUUUAUUUCAGAC
Molecule: messenger RNA, 913 nt
Organism: Nezara viridula (southern green stink bug)
Lineage: Eukaryota; Metazoa; Arthropoda; Insecta; Hemiptera; Pentatomidae
Source: the annotation of a GenBank genome assembly